AAGACAAACAAGCACCUCUCCAAUGUCGAAAAGAAGAUGACGCCUACCUCUAGCAACAAUGCCUACCGCCUUUCACCAUGCGCGGAGCUCCCACAGUGACCGCCUAUCGCAGUUCCCGGACACGGUGCUGGUGCAGAUCUUUGAGGCCGUCGCCACCAUCUCCAAGCACGACCUCUGCAAUGUAUCCAGACUGAACAAGCACUACCACGUGCUCGCAGAUGCCGUCCUGUACAAGACGGUUCACUUCUUGACGCCUGAACUUCACUUUAUCUUCAGCGAGUCGCUCACCCGUCGGCCGCGUCGUGGCUCGGCUAUCUACGAGGUCAAGCUCGCAUACCCCGCAUCCGAGUUGUCGAGCCUGGCUUCACAAUCACAACCGCUCACCCAUGGCCGUGAUACGCCCUGGCCUUUUGAUGGCCUGUCGCGUACAAUCUCCACCAUGUCCAACCUGGAAACCCUCGACGUUGCGGUGCCGGAGACGCUGCUACACGGCAUAGGCCAGUUAUUCAACAGCCCCUUUGACUUGGCUUGUUUGAAGUCAUGCACGCUCUUCUACCAGCGUGAGGAUGAUGGGUACUGGGAUUUGCAGGAGAACAUUCACAUCUUUGCUCAUCCUACGCUGGAGACGCUCGUCAUCAGGAGAGCAAAGCUGGAUCAUCGAGGUUUUGACUCGAUUGAGCGCCCUCACGAAACAGCUUUGAGCAAGCUGCACCUGAUCGAAUGUGACAUCAACGACGAGGCUCUCUCGGAUCUCUUGAUCUUUCCUAGAGCCCUGAAGGAGUUUGUCAUGACACAGACCGAGGACCCUGUCCCAGAGCUUGAGGAGAGCUCCGACAGCAUCAGAGACUACGUGAUAGCCCUCAGCUCAGCUUGCCAUUCACUCGAAACAAUCACAAUUGACUUCCCCAUGCUGCAAACCUCCAGGCCGCUGGCGCUACGAGACUUCGAGACCCUCAAGACCCUCCGCCUGAACUGGGAUCAUCAACUGUUCGGCAAGACAUCCAGGAAGCCGCGCAUGCAAUCCGUUGGACUGCCGCCGGAGCUGGAGACGCUGGAGUUCUUCAACAAGCUUGGAACCGAUGAGGAGGUCACUGACUUGUUUGUAUAUGCUAUUGAAAAUUUGCAUGUUACCGCCAGGAAGUUGAACAGACUGAUUGUAAGUGAAGGUGACGGCGAUGAUAGAAUUCCGACAGAGAUCGAGGAGGCCUGCGCGAAGCAGGAGCAAUUAGAACUUGACAUAAUUGGGAGGUUGGAGAGUCCGUGACUGGGAAUUACUGAGAGCAGAGCUAGGCAGGCAUGAGACCAAAUUAGAUGCUGAUCUCCUGGAUUUAUUACAUUGGAAUUGUACACUACGGACUUGGAAUUGACAUUCGUCCAUACUUGGUGACUAGCCUGAGUUCACUACUUACUGAUGCCACCGAAAGGAGACGCGUCAACCCGUACGGGAAGUUAAGUAUUGACUUGAUUGAUUAAAUAGUUGUAUAUGAGAAAAUCCUACCCCAAAAUGCGAG
This is a messenger RNA of Ilyonectria robusta, 1511 nucleotides long. RefSeq lists its product as uncharacterized. The record is from RefSeq and is a predicted model, not a curated record. The coding region runs from base 59 to 1264 and encodes 401 amino acids. NCBI's taxonomy places the organism in Eukaryota, Fungi, Ascomycota, Sordariomycetes, Hypocreales, Nectriaceae. The transcript has a single exon.